This is a messenger RNA of Fusarium keratoplasticum, 1830 nucleotides long. RefSeq lists its product as uncharacterized. Bases 1 to 1830 code for a protein of 609 amino acids. The record is from RefSeq and is a predicted model, not a curated record. Lineage: Eukaryota; Fungi; Ascomycota; Sordariomycetes; Hypocreales; Nectriaceae. The transcript is spliced from 4 exons.
AUGGCGUCGCUGGACGAGACGAAGAAGUCGAUAGAGGAGCUCGGCUACUUUUGUCAACAGGAUCCCGACGUAGGACAACGAGUUGAUGCGAUUUUUGAAGAAAUCGGGUAUCACUUCAGGAACAAACCCGGCUUGACAUUCAUCAAGACCAACAUAUUCGAAAACCAGAAGAAAGUCCGGUCCACUGUUGAAUCCUUCUUCCCGAAAUCUUCCUUGGCUGCCAUAAAGUCAUUCGGGCCAACCGAUUACGACUGCUGUUUUAUAAAUCGGUUUCAUCCAGAGCUCAGGGUCUUGAUGGUCAACUUGUGGACGAGUGAUUCGGUCGUCAUGUUCCACGUUCGCUCCCAUAACAAUCACCUCAUCGCCCAAGCGGCCCCAAAUGGCUUGCUGAAAAUACCCCCAGAGAGUCUCGGUCUUCCUGGGAUCUUCAGUAGGACUGUGGUAAUGAAGAGGGGUGGCUUGUCCAUCAUGGAUGCCAGGACUGGGUUUAAGAUAUUUAAAGGCCGGACCAUCACCUUCGCGUUUGUCGUACCCGACGAGCUUCCAUACUGGGCCAAGAUGGGGUGGGCGUAUACCUUGAGUGCCAGUCUGGCGGAAAGACGUGGUCUGUCAAUGGAAUAUUCGCCUCUGCAGGAUGCGCCCACAAAGCUUGCCUCCACGAUACUCAGCCUCGAGUACGCUUCCCCAAGCGAGCUGAGAUGGUGGAAAGCCAUUGCGGCGCCUGGACGCGGAUGGUUCACCACAGAGUCAAAGAUAUCCCCUUCGGCUGUCGUGGUUCAGGUUGGAGGCAACAACGAGAGCAACCAGCGUCCACCAACAGCGCGGCAAGCAGCUCACUACCUAUCACGAUUCUGCGAAGCUUAUGACCUGGGCUCCCAGUGUUCAGCUGCCUUUGCUGCAGCUCUGACAAUCCCACUUCACGCCAGUGUCAACUCUUUCAACCCGGUCCGAAUCGAGUUACCGAAACCGUCAUUCACCACUUACCACGGGUUUGCAGAGCCCUCACGAUGCCCACCAAAUGAGUUUGAUCUGAUCGGCCACUAUAUGACCUUGAGCAUGUGUCCAUGGGUCUUGGGUCCUUCGCUUUGCAGCGUGUUUUGGAGUCCAGAUGUUCCAUGCAACCACGCUGGAGCCUGGAUACAGCCCAUUACUGACAUGUUGGAGCCCAUUGUCCAGAACAACGAUAUGGAGCUCCUUUACAGAGCUAUGUUGUUCAGUCCAACGUCGCCGCUAUGGCUCGGACUUGCUAUCUGUGGUCGCAGGACAGUUAUCAACUGCAUUCUGCGAUCCUUGACCAAGCUACUCGAUUAUCCCUUCUCUCGUCCAAAUAUCGACGCUGCGGUAUGGACAGGUAUGGCUCAGUCCUUCAUGGAUACUGGCCUAUCAGGUCCUUCUCCCGACGGCAUGGUUCUGAGGGCAGAUGUGUGGCGGAUGCGACAUGACUUUUCGCACCUCUACUCCAACGAGACCUUUUCCACCACUCCACCCUAUGGAUGGCUACCUUUUGGAAGUAUGCGGCCUGAAGAUAUCGAACUUGAGAUCCGUGAUCAUCUAGCUUGCUCGCACCAAUGGAAAUACUCUCAUUGGACUUGGUCGCAGAGCGGUGAAACCGACACGGGCCUCUUCUCGAGGGGCAUGCGGAUCCAUCAUUCGCCUCAAGGCUUCGCAGCUGCUGAGGCAGAGGGCAAAUUCAAAAUCAGAGACGUUGAAGCAGCGCUGGGAAUCUCGCGCACGGCCACUGAGUCUACUUUUUGGUGGUGUUGUGACCAAGUCGAGCAAGGCUUCGGUGGCACUAUUGUUCCCCACCGUUUUGGACGUGAUGAAGGAUAA